Messenger RNA from Saccharomycopsis crataegensis, 4935 nucleotides. RefSeq names its product DNA-directed RNA polymerase I core subunit RPA190 (gene RPA190). Gene Ontology annotation, cellular component: RNA polymerase I complex. Gene Ontology annotation, molecular function: DNA binding. Gene Ontology annotation, biological process: DNA-templated transcription. NCBI's taxonomy places the organism in Eukaryota, Fungi, Ascomycota, Saccharomycetes, Ascoideales, Saccharomycopsidaceae. The transcript has a single exon. The coding region runs from base 1 to 4935 and encodes 1644 amino acids. The record is from RefSeq and is a predicted model, not a curated record.
AUGGAUAUCGCCAGACCCAUAGGUUCUGAGAUCACUUCUGUUGACUUCUCCGUAUUGUCGGAUGAUGAGGUGAAGUCGCUUUCUGUCAAACAGAUUACAAAUCCUCAAGUUUUUGAUAACUUGGGCCAUCCUAUCGCCGGUGGGUUAUACGAUUUAUCUCUUGGGGCAUUCCUUAGAAACAUCUGUGCAACCUGUGGCUUGGACGAAAGAAACGGAUGUCCUGGUCAUCAAGGUCAUAUUCAAUUACCAAUUCCGGUAUAUAACCCGUUGUUUUUCACCCAAUUAUACAACUUUUUGAGAGCUUCGUGUGUCUACUGUCACAAAUUCAAAUUACACUCCUCUGAAAUACAUUUAUUCAAGUGCAAAUUGCAAUUGUUGCAACAUGGCUUACUUAAAGAAGCUGAUGAAUUGGAAUACUUGAGGGUUGAUGGUCAGCAAGACGUUGAAGAUGAAGACGAGGCCAUCGAAGACGAUGGAGAUAACAAGGAUUCUGAUGAAGUGAACCAAAAAUUGAUCAAGUUCAGGGAAGAUUUCAUCAAGAAAUCUAUUAUGGAAAAUGAAGGGUCACCUUUGACUAGUGCAAUUCUUGAGGAGCGUAAAAAAGUCAUCCAUUUGUUUUACUCAAGAUUGGCCGCCAGACCAAAAUGUCAAAAUUGUAAAAUGUUUUCCCCUGGUUAUAGAAAAGAUGGGUUUGUUAAGAUUUUUGAAAAACCAUUGACAGAAAAACAAAUCACCAAUAACCGUGUCAGAGGUAUGGAAAGACAAAAUAUGCUUCCAGGCUCUGUGAAAUCCCAUGGCGCUGCCAGUUCAGGCUCGAAAUAUAUCAUGUCUUCUGAAGUUAGAAGUCUUUUAAAUGCGGUUUUCCAUUCCGAACAAAGCUUGAUUCAAGUGCUUUUCAACUCAAGACCAAUGAAAUCUAAGAACGAAAUCAAUGCUAAUAUGUUUUUCAGAACUACUCUUGUGGUUCCACCUACUAGAUUCAGAUUGCCUUCCAAGUUGGGUGAUGAAGUCCAUGAAAAUUCCUUGAACGAGUUGUUGUCUAAGGUUCUUAGAAGCUGUCUUCUCAUCAAGACUAUCAACUCCGAUCUUUAUAAUGCUAACACUAAGAAUUCUGGCGUCACUGUCGAAGCUAAGAAAACUCUUUUCAACAGAUUAAUGAAUGCUUUUGUGGCUGUGCAAAACGACGUGAACUCUUUUAUUGACUCUACUAAGAAUCAAAAUAAUGGAGGAAAAUUGCCAGUUCCUGGUAUCAAGCAAGCUUUGGAAAAGAAAGAAGGGUUAUUCAGAAAACAUAUGAUGGGUAAGCGUGUGAAUUACGCUGCUAGAUCAGUUAUUUCACCAGAUCCAAUGUUGGAAACUAACCAAGUUGGUGUUCCACCAGUUUUUGCCAAAAAGCUUUCAUUUCCUGAACCGGUCACUGCUUACAAUAUCAAUGAAAUGCGUCAAGCUGUCAUUAAUGGUCCAGAUAAGUGGCCAGGUGCUUUGCAAGUUCAAAACGAAGAUGGUUCAUUGAUUUCCUUGAUUGGUAUGACUCUCGAUCAAAGAAAGGCCUUGGCUGAUCAAUUGCUUACUCCAAGCUCUAGUGGUGGUUCUAACACCGAUCCAAGAAACUUGAUCACUAACAAGAAGGUUUACAGACACUUGAAGAAUGAUGAUAUGGUGUUGAUGAACAGACAACCUACUUUACAUAAAGCUUCUAUUAUGGGUCAUAGAGUUAAGGUUUUGCCAGGUGAAAAGACUCUUAGAAUUCAUUAUGCUAACACUGGUGCUUAUAAUGCUGAUUUCGAUGGUGAUGAAAUGAAUAUGCACUUCCCACAAUCCAGAAUGGGUCAAGCGGAAGCCAGAAUCAUUGCCUCUACCGAUUCUCAAUAUUUGACUCCAACCGCAGGUGCCCCUGUUAGAGGGUUGAUUCAAGAUCACAUUUCUGCUGGGGUUUGGUUAACCAACAAAGAUACUUUCUUCACCAGAGAACAAAUGCAAGAAUAUAUUUAUGGUUGUUUGAGACCUGAGGAUGGUCACACUGUCAACAAAAAAAUUCUCACUUUGCCACCAACCGUUUGGAAACCAGUUCCUUUGUGGACCGGUAAACAAUUAAUUUCUACAAUCUUGACCAAUAUUCAACCAAAGAACAUGCCAGGUUUGAAUUUGACUAGUAAAAACAAGAUCAAGAACGAAUAUUGGGGUAAACACUCUCAAGAAAACACUGUGUUGUUCAAGAAUGGUGAACUUUUGUGUGGUAUCUUAGAUAAGUCCCAAUAUGGUGCUUCCAAGUAUGGUUUUGUCCAUGCUAUUCAUGAACUAUACGGUGCUGAAAAUGCUGGUAAAUUGUUGUCUAUUCUUGGUAGAUUAUUCACCAACUACAUUCAAGCCACUGCUUUCACUUGUGGUAUGGAAGAUAUUUAUUUGACUAAGGAAGGUAAUCAAUGGAGAAAAGAAAUCUUGAAGAAAUCCUUGAAGGCUGGUAAAGAGGCCGUGGUGGAAGUCACUCAAUUGGAUUCUAGUAAAGAUAUUCCAGAAGAUGACCCAGAAUUGUUGAGAAGAUUGGAAGAAAUUAUUAGAGAUGACAACAAGUUGGGUAUUUUGGAUUCUAUCACCAGAUCAAAGGUAGAAAAAGUUGCUACUGAAGUUGUUAACACCAUUCUCCCUGCGGGUACUGGUAAGAAAUUCCCACAUAACUCUAUGCAAAGUAUGGCGUUAUCUGGUGCUAAAGGUUCUCAAGUCAAUGUUUCCCAAAUUAUGUGUCUUUUGGGUCAACAAUCUUUGGAAGGUAGAAGAGUUCCACUCAUGGUUAGUGGUAAGAGUUUGCCAAGUUUCAAACCAUUUGAAACUGAUGCUAGGGCUGGUGGGUUCAUUAAGAACCGUUUCUAUUCUGGUAUUAGACCUCAAGAAUAUUAUUUCCAUUGUAUGGCUGGUAGAGAAGGUUUGAUUGAUACUGCCGUCAAGACUGCUAGAUCCGGUUAUUUGCAAAGAUGUCUUAUUAAACAAUUGGAAGGUAUUCAUGUUUCUUAUGAUAAUAGUGUUAGAGAUUCUGAUGGUACAAUGAUUCAAUUCUUGUAUGGUGGUGAUUCUGUGGAUACCACUAAGGAAUCAUACUUGAAGCAAUUUGACUUUUGUUUCGAAAACUCUAACAGCUUGCGUAGCAGAUAUGAUCCUGCUUCUAUUGUUGAUGCCUUGAACCUUGAGGAUGCCGCUAAAUACGUCAAGAAGAUGAAGAAACACUACAAGAAAUUGGGCAAGAAUGUUGAUGAGCUCAAGCAUUAUGAAGAUCCAAUCAAAUAUGACCCAGUCAUCACCAAAUUCAAUCCUUCGAAAUAUGUUGGGUCUGUUAGUUCUACUUUCCAAACUGAUUUGAAAAAAUUCAUCAAAUCCAGAUCUGAUCUCUUUGACAAGAAGAAGGGCAAAAAGAGUGACCAGGCAAUCAGUGAUAGUGCUUUUGAAGCGCUUAUGCAUUUGAAAUACAUGAGAUCUUUGGUUAAUCCCGGUGAAGCUGUUGGUAUUAUCGCUGCCCAAUCUAUUGGUGAACCAUCUACUCAAAUGACCUUGAACACUUUCCAUUUUGCUGGUCACGGUGCUGCUAAUGUGACCUUGGGUAUUCCACGUCUUAGAGAAAUUGUCAUGACUGCUUCUGCUUCCAUCAAGACUCCUCAAAUGUACUUGCCUGUGUUGAAUGACAUCACAGAUGAACAGGCUAACGUUUUCUGCAAAUCUGUUGCUAAGAUUAAGUUUUCUGAAUUGGUUGACCAUGUGGAAGUUGUGGAAACUACUAGCAGUGGUGCUAGCGUCGGUGAUGGUGGUUCUGCCAGAACCUAUAAUAUUACCAUCAACUUCUUUAACAGGGAAGAAUACGAUGAAGAAUAUAAUGUUUCUCAAAACGAGUUGGCAAUUUGUACUAGUACCCAGUUCUUACAAGCUUUGGAGACUGCCAUCAAGAAGGAAUUGUCCAACCAAAAGAAGAAUGGUAGUUUGAUUUCUAUCAAUGUUGGCCAAGCUGUUUCUAAGGAUAAACAGGAACCUGUUGCUGUUGCCGAAGCUGUCGGUGAUGAUGAUGGUGAUGACGAAAAGGCCAACUCUAAGACCAAGCAAUCAGUUUCUUAUGAUGAUCCAGAUGAUGAAGAAGUGGAAAUUAUGAGAGAAGGAGAAAAGUCAGAUGAAGAAGAUUAUGAUGAGGAUCAGAUCAUGAAGGAUGGUGACUCUUCUGAAAGUGAAGAUGAAGCCGACGUUACUGUGACUCAUGACAGAUUUGGUUCCAUGACCCAAGAUGCUAAAGAUCGUCAAAAUCAAGUUAUUUCAGCAUUUAACUACAUUUCCAAGUUCAACUUUGAUGAUAAGGAUGGUAAAUGGUGUAGUUUUACUUUAAAGUUGCCUUCUGAUACCCAAAAGAUUUUGAUGGUGGAUAUGGUUGAGGAGACGUGUCGUAAAGUUGUGAUCCGUGAAAUCAAAAACAUUGGCCGUUGUAUCUUCCCACCAGCCAAGAAUGGUGUCCGCUCUUUGACCACUGAAGGUGUCAACUUCAAGGCAAUGUUCGAUGAAGAUGAAGUCAUUGAUGUUAAUGGGAUCACUUCCAACGAUGUUGCUGCUGUCUUGCAAACUUAUGGUGUGGAAGCCGCUAGAAACACGAUUGUCGCUGAAAUUUACAGAGUUUUCGCUACUUAUGGUAUAUCUGUUAGUUCCAGACAUUUGGAUUUGAUUGCCGAUUACAUGACCAGAGAUGGUACUUACUUGGCGUUCAACAGACAAGGUAUUGACUCUUCCACUUCUUCAUUCAAGAAGAUGAGUUACGAAACCACUUGUCAAUUCUUGACCAAGGCCGUUUUGAAUAACGAAAGAGAAAACUUGGACUCUCCAUCUGCUAAAUUGGUCAUUGGUAACUUGGCCAAGGUUGGUACUGGUAGUUUUGAUGUUUUGGCAAAGAUGCCAAUAAAAUUCGACGCCUGA